AUGAAGGAUGAAGGAACUACAUUUACUCUGAGAAGUUGGAAUCUGAAGCACACAUGCAAUGGAAAUAUUAAAGGGGAUAACAGAUGUGCAAAUCCAACAUUUGUAGCUGAUUGGUACAUGGAAAGGUUGGAGACUCUUGGCAACAAAAACAACAUCCCUGAUCCUGAGUCAUUGGCAAAUGAGUUCAACAAAACAAUGAAGAAUCAUUAUGGCAGCUAUGAGGAGCAGUACAAGAAAAUUCUUGCAUUCUGUGAAAUGGUGAAGGAAAAAAUGCCUAGCAGUGUAGCUAGUUUCUCAUAUGGAAGCACAGACAACACAUUCUUGUCAAUGACACUCUGCUUCAAGCCUGCUAUAGAAGGAUUCUUGGCUGGAUGUAGGAAAAUCAUUGGACUGGAUGCUUGCCAUUUGUAUGGGAAGUAUUGCGGUGUGUUAAUGGUUGAAACAGGUCUAGACGGUCAGAAUGGUUUAGUUCCUCUUGGUAUAAUGGUGUGUAGGAAUGAAACCGUUGAGAACUGGAAGAGAUUUCUCAAAGACUUGAAAGCUAUACUGGGUGAAGACUUGCAUUUCACCAUUAUAUCAGACAAGCAUAAGGGGAUUAGUGAAGCUUGUGACAAAUACUUCUGCUUGGAUGAGCACAGAUUAUGUUUCAGACAUUUGAUGAAGAAUUUCAAGAAGUAUUUCAAGUCAUACAGCUUACACACUCAUUUCUGGAAUGCUGCCAAAUGUUACAAGAAGAGACACUAUCAGCAACACAUGGAUAAAUUAUUUGCUGAGGAUGAUAAAGCUGCACUGUAUCUCCUAGAUCAAAAACCUGAAUGCUGGUCUAGGUCUCAUUUCUCAAAAAAUAGCAAGUGUGAGCACAUUAACAAUAAUUUCUCAGAAUAUUUCAACAACAUGGCCAAGCCCUUCAAGGAUAAGCCUAUCAUUACACUUGGACAAAUGUAUGCUAGCUUGGUGAUGGGUCUUUUCUUCAAGAGGAGGAAUGAAUGUGAAAAGUGGCAGGAUGGUCAGAUAGUGCCAAAGGAAAUGAAGCUGAUUACAAAGAUGCAAGACUUAACUCAUCUGUUUGAGUUAACUGGAGCUAUAAGGGGAAAGGUGUAUGAGGUCAAGAGUGUUCAUGAUGUUGUGUUUGUUUUGGAUCUUCCCAAAAAGACAUGUAGUUGUUUGCAGUGGCAGCUGAGGGGAUUUCCCUGUCAACAUGAUGUAUGUGCUUUAACACCUUUGAGACCAAACUGGGAUGACUACUGUGACCCUGUGUACAGUGUGAAAUAUUACAAAAAGACAUAUGCUCCAGAGAUUGAACCACUAUCAGCUGAAAUUGACUGGAUAAGAGCAUUAAAUAUAUUGGUAGAGUUCAUUAAUCCUCCUGUUAUCAUAAGGAAAACUGGAAGGCUAAGGAAGAAGAGGAUUCCUUCUUAUGAUGAAGCUGGAAGUGUGAAGAAAAUGAGAAAGUGUAAGAAGUGUGGAGUUUAUGGUCACUAUGCAGUAACUUGUGGUGGUGGAGAGGUUGGAAAGAAUCCAAAGGGAAAAAAGCCUAGAACCUGUGCAUCUACUACUACUAAGGAUGGAAUAAAGAACAACAACAGUUCCAAAACAUGUGUUGGUGAAUCUUCUAAACAAGGUGAUGCAAAAUCAGGCCAAGGGAGUAAGAGAAAGGCUUCUUCUCAACCUGCUUUCAAUCAGAAUAACAAACAUGUUGGAUCUGUCAACAACAAAGUCACCUUCACAGUUGCAGAUCCAAAGGGAAAGAGGAAGAAACCAAAGAAGUACAUGAAAAUCUGA
Molecule: messenger RNA, 1782 nt
Organism: Papaver somniferum (opium poppy)
Lineage: Eukaryota; Viridiplantae; Streptophyta; Magnoliopsida; Ranunculales; Papaveraceae
Exons: 8
Coding region: 1-1782 (593 amino acids)
Molecular function (GO): zinc ion binding
Source: RefSeq, a predicted model, not a curated record